AUGAACACUCCUACUUUAUAUCCUACUACGAUCGUUAAUGAAUAUGAAUUUUCACGCAAGAAUCGUCAGUUAUGUUAUGUUCCAUCGGGAUCAUGUACUUACGCCGCAUCAGGUCUUUGGUUUGGUUUCGGUGCUGUUCCACCAGGAAAAUAUGAAUUAACCGAAUGUAAAAAAGAUGAUAAACGAAAUAUUUAUCAAUGUAAAUGUACCGAAAUUCAUUCAGAAGAAUCAGAUGAAAAGAAGGAAAAAAAAUCUCAUUCACAUUUGCAUGCUGCAAAAUAUGUUAUAAAAGAACCGGAACGAAGUUUAGUAUCGAGAAUAUUUCCACUGAGAUAUCGUCAUGCAAUUGUGACACCAAAAACAGUCGAUCUAUUCAAUGGAGAUAGAAUUACUGUAAAAAAGUAA
Didymodactylos carnosus is the source of this 405-nucleotide messenger RNA. The record is from the annotation of a GenBank genome assembly. Lineage: Eukaryota; Metazoa; Rotifera; Eurotatoria; Philodinida; Philodinidae.